Parasteatoda tepidariorum (common house spider) is the source of this 1770-nucleotide messenger RNA. The record is from RefSeq and is a predicted model, not a curated record. Lineage: Eukaryota; Metazoa; Arthropoda; Arachnida; Araneae; Theridiidae.
AUGGAUUUAUUGUCAUCCAGAUAUCGAAAACCGAAAGGUCGUCAGACUAAAAGACGUAGGAUGCUUGCUGAAAUUUCAAGAAGAUAUCAUUCUCAGAAAGGGAAUGAUUCAAUUGCAGAAGCAUCUUCCUCUGAUAUUCAGGCAAGUUGUUCUGCAAUAUCUGCAACUGAAGGUCCGAGUUGUUCAUUCAGCCACAAUUAUGCUACUCCUGAAGCAAGUUAUAUACUUAUGGGCACAGAGAUGUGGAGAGAUUUACUGUUGCAAGUGCCUUGCAAAUUUUGUAGUCAGUGUGGUUUGCAAUUGGUGCAACACCAUUCUCUCGGCUAUUCUUUAAAAUUGGAACUUCUCUGUGGCUCAUGCGGAGAGUCUUUUGGCACAACUUUCUCGAGUUGUCGAGAAGACACAAACUCGUCUUUUGAGAUAAAUAAUAAGUUAGUCAGCGCAUUUUUGGCCAUUGGUAGAGGACAUGCUGCAUUAGAGACUUUUUCCGCUGUAUUAAACAUGCCCUCUAUGGAUAAAAAAACCUUCUCCAAAUGUCUGCAUAAUUUAUCGGUGAAAAACAAAGAACUAAAAGUGAAAAUGCUCGAAAUAUCUCGCCAAAUUGUGAGAGAAUCUCACAUGAGUGUAGAUUCUGUAAACACUACAGACAUUCUAGACAUAAGUGUAUCUUAUGAUGGCACGUGGCAAAAAAGAGGCCACACAUCUAAUCUUGGAAUGGGAAUAAUAAUUGAUGUCCUGACAGGUCUUGUAUUAGACUAUGAAAUCCUUUCCAAGUACUGUCAGGAUUGCACUGUCACAGCAAGUGAUCUUGGCGCAGCCAGUGCUGAAUUCAGUAUCUGGCAAAGUGCUCAUCAGGAUGAGUGUGAAAAAAAUUUUGAAGGAAGUUCGGGCUCUAUGGAAAUGCAUGCAGCAUAUGUAAUGUGGAGCCGUUCCGUAAAGGAGUGUGGCAUGCGUUAUACUUCUAUUCUGAGUGACGGCGACUCAAAAACUUAUCAGUUUUUAUUGGAGAACAAAGUUUAUGGUGAUAUUACAGUAUCAAAGGAGGAAUGCUUGAACCAUGUUGCGAAGCGACUUGGAACAGCGCUUCGUAACAAGGUGAAAGAAUGGCGAAUUAAAAAAGUUACCUUAGGCGGCAGAAAAAAAGGAAAUUUGACGGAGGCAAACAUUCUGAAACUUCAGAAUUAUUAUCGCAAAGCAAUAAGACAGAAUGUACCUGAUAUUUCAAAAAUGAAAAGCGCAAUUUAUGCAAGUUUGAAACACUGUUCAUCAACCGACGCAAAGCCGAGCCACAGCCAUUGCCCUGAAGGUGCUUCAUCCUGGUGUUUUUUUCAGAGAGCCAUUGCUGAAGGGAGACCCAUUGCUAAGCAUUCUCAAAUGAAAAUGUUUCUCUCGCAAGCAGUGGUAGAAAAAAUAAUGCCAGUGUAUCAACGGCUGGCAUCUGAGGAAAUUUUAAAACGUUGUGUUGCUGGCAAGACCCAGAACCGUAACGAAAGCCUCCAUAGCUGUAUAUGGAGGAAGUGCCCUAAAGAGGUAUUUGUCUCAAAAAAAAGACUUGAAAUUGCUGUGUUUGAGGCAGUAGAAGAAUAUAAUUUAGGCCAUGUAAGAUCAUUACAAAUUUCGACAGAUGAAGCAGCACUACUCGAAAACAGUUUUUCUUUAACGAUCGCUCAGCGAAAAGAUCGCAGAAGGAAAGCUCAAAAAAAUCGCUGUAUCCCAAAAAAACGAGCAGCAAAGAAUGAUAAAGCAGCAUAUGCUGCUGGUGCUUUUUAG